Messenger RNA from Daldinia decipiens, 1464 nucleotides. Its product is annotated as chloramphenicol resistance protein. Gene Ontology annotation, biological process: transmembrane transport. NCBI's taxonomy places the organism in Eukaryota, Fungi, Ascomycota, Sordariomycetes, Xylariales, Hypoxylaceae. The transcript is spliced from 5 exons. Gene Ontology annotation, molecular function: transmembrane transporter activity. Gene Ontology annotation, cellular component: membrane. The coding region runs from base 1 to 1464 and encodes 487 amino acids. The record is from RefSeq and is a predicted model, not a curated record.
AUGGAUGCGCCAAAAGCCACAGAAACCAUGGAUAGGUACUCCGUGUUCACCAUAGCCAAGAAAUGGUGUAUCGUCUCGAUGGUCUCCUAUGCCGCCUGGUUCUCGACUUUAAGCAGCUUCAUAUACUUCCCGGCUGUGCACCUCCUAUCUGAGGACCUAUCCGUCUCGGUUGACAAGAUCAACUUAACUAUCACUUCGUACAUGGCGGUAGCAACGAUAGCGCCGACGCUCGUUGGAGAUGCUGCAGAUGUUCUUGGUCGGAGGCCCGUGUACAUGAUUACGCUGAGUCUCUACGUAGUAGCAAACAUUGCUAUUGCCUUAUCGAAGUCGUAUAAUGCACUGCUCGGUCUACGUGUCUUGCAGGCUUUGGCAAUCUCUGGAACGUUUUCGGUUGCUUACGGUGUAAUCACUGACGUCGCGUCUCCCGCCGAAAGGGGUUCCUUCGUGAGUGCGGUAUCUUUCGCUACGCCUACAAGCAUAACAAUUGCACCAAGUCUUGGGCCCAUAUUGGGAGGAGCACUGAGCUACGCUGCUGGUUGGACUUGGAUCUUCUGGUUCCUCUCCAUCGCCGCGGGACUAUGUUUGAUCACCAUAACUCUAUUCCUCCCUGAAACCUCCCGAAGUAUUGUUGGAAAUGGGUCAAUCAGACCACCUAAGCACCUAAGACUACCGAUCUCGACACUGAUGCGCCACUGGACGGAUAUUGACCAGAGCACGGAGCAUAAAUGGCGGGUUCCUAACCCCUUAAAGUCUCUAUUGAUACUUACUCGCAGGGAUAAUGCUAUAAUUAUUUUCGGCUGCGGUUUACUGUAUGUCGUGUAUACUUGUAUUAAUGCGUCGCUCUCCGUUCUAUUCAUAGACAUUUACAAUCUCAACCAGUGGCAAGCUGGUAUUAUAUAUCUUCCUUUCGGUGUAGGCGGAAUGGUAUCUACUUUCUUCUCGGGACCUCUGCUCGACAGAGCAUACCGAAGAGCUAGAACAAAACGCGACCUAUCAACGGACAAAGCUGUCGGAGAUGACUUGGAUAAUUUCCCAAUUGAAAAGGCGCGCCUUAGUGUCAUAUGGGUACCCCUGAUCAUCACAACUGUCUCAAUCAUAGUGUUUGGUUGGACAUUACAUUAUCAUCGACAUAUUUCAAUUCCUCUUAUCCUUCAAUUCAUCGCUGGUUUAUGUAUGCAGCUCGAUUUUAGUACUAAACUAAGCGACUUCAAGAUCUAUAAUACCCUGCUGGUAGACAAGAAUCAUAGAACCCCAGCGGCUGCACAGGCUUCCAGUAAUAUAGUGCGCUGUACCCUGGCUGCUAUUACGGUGUCAUUCCUCCAGAACCUGAUUGAUGCUCUAGGCAUUGGUUGGACGUUCACAUUCAUGGGUGGUCUGUGUUUGGUUGUUCUAGGCCUCUUCCUUGUUGAUUAUCAGAAAGGAACGAGGUGGCGACAAGAAAGAAUAAUCUCCGAUUCAACAUAA